Biomphalaria glabrata is the source of this 3105-nucleotide messenger RNA. Its product is annotated as dnaJ homolog subfamily C member 7-like. The transcript is spliced from 13 exons. Lineage: Eukaryota; Metazoa; Mollusca; Gastropoda; Planorbidae. Gene Ontology annotation, molecular function: protein binding. The record is from RefSeq and is a predicted model, not a curated record. Bases 61 to 1626 code for a protein of 521 amino acids.
GUAAAUUAACGCCGGGAAAAAAAAUUAUCGCGAGAUCCUGGUUGCUCAACAAGAGGUAAAAUGUCGGACGUGGAAAUGACAAACGAGGAUUUCCCUCACGAAACAGAACACGCUGAACAAGAUCUUGAACUUGAGCCUGUAAUAGAAGAAGAACGAAUUCUGAAUUUGGCUGAGGCUAAAAAAGAAGAAGGCAACACUUUUUACAAACAACAUAAAUAUUCAGAGGCAUUGGCAUGCUACUCAGACGCAAUAAAUUUAUGUCCAAACUGUGCUGCAUACUAUGGAAACAGAUCAGCAACAUAUAUCAUGCUACACAAAUUCAAGGAUGGUUUAGCAGACGCACAGUACGCUCUACAGUUGGAUACAGGCUUUGUCAAGGGUUAUCUAAGGGAAGGUAAAUGUCACUUAGCUUUGGGUAGUCCAGUCGCAGCACUCAGAAGUUACAGACAUGUACUUGAGAUUGAACCAAACAACACAGUUGCUAUCCAGGAGUCAAAUAUUGCAUCUCAAGUACAAGAACAUAUAUCAAAAGCAGAAGCUAAUUUUGAGAAGAGAGACUAUAGAACUACAAUAUUUUAUCUUGACCGAUGUAUAGAACACUGCACAGCUGCUCUCCAUUUUAAAAUUCAAAAGGCUGAGGCUCAAGCCCUAUUAGGAAAAUAUCAAGAAGCACAAGAAUUAGCAAAUGAUAUAUUACAAAGGGAAGGAAUGAAUGCAGAUGCCCUAUAUGUACGAGGCAUGUGUCUUUAUUAUCAAGACAGCACAGAGAAGGCCUUCCAACAUUUUCAAGAAGUUUUACGAAGAGCUCCAGAUCACCACAAGGCAAAAGAUAUUUUUAGGAAAGCAAAAGCAUUGACUCUAAAGAAAGAAGAGGGUAAUACUGCCUUCAGAGCUGGCAACUUCCAGGAUGCCUACAAAUUGUAUUCAGAUGCGCUGAGUAUAGACCCAAAUAACAAAUCUACAAAUUCCAAGCUGUUCUGUAAUAGAGCCACUGUUUGCUCAAAGCUCAAUAAAUUAGAUGAAGCUAUUCAAGACUGCUCUAAAGCCAUUGAAUUGGAUGACACUUAUCUUAAAGCGUACAUGAGAAGGGCCAAAUGCUACACUGAUACAGAAUUAUUUGAAGAAGCUGUGAGAGAUUAUGAACAGAUUUAUAAAAUGGCUAAAACUAGAGAAAACAAGCAGUUAUUACAAACUGCCAAACUGGAAUUAAAAAAGAGCAAAAGGAAGGACUACUAUAAAAUACUCGGUGUGCACAAGUCUGCUUCAGAAGAUGAAAUCAAGAAAGCCUACAAAAAACGUGCGCUAAUUCAUCAUCCAGAUCGUCAUUCACAUGAUACUGUAGAUAAACAAAAAGAAGAAGAGAAAAAAUUCAAAGAACUUGGUGAAGCCUACAGUAUAUUAUCUGACGCUAAAAAGAAAGCCCGCUAUGACAGUGGACAAGACUUAGAGGAAGAAGGUGGAAUGGGAUUUGACACAGUGGAUCCCAACCAGAUCUUCCAGGCUUUCUUUGGAGGAGGCAACAUGUCUGGAUUUAGCUUUGGUGGACAUCCUAACUCAGGCCACUUCAGCCACGGAGGUCACUCGCAUAGCGGUGGCUUCCCAGGAUUCUCGUUUCAGUUUGGCUGAUGAUUGUACAAUUUUGUGAAAAGUUAUUUUUAUUUUAUUUAACUCCUUCAGUAUGACAGAUUUAUCGCCCUUUUUUCUCGAAGUUUCCCCCCUUUCACAUUUUACUUCAGAUCAUGUUGAAACCAUGUGUAGGAUAAAUGCACAUUUCAUAGCUAGCUGUAUUCAAUAUUGACUGUCAGGUUGAUAUGUUCAAACCACAUAUAACUGACACUGACUAUUGAAAUGCCAACAUUAACUACAUUAUUUCAUUUCAGAUGUGUAAUUUUUCUUUUAAACUCUUUGUGGAAAAAAAAUAUAUAAUUUAUAUAUGGCACUGAUGUAUGGUUUUGUAUAGAAAAAAAAAAUGUUAUGGUUGAUUGAUUAUGUAUGUGUAAUAUAAGAAUGAUAAUAGAUAUGCCUGUUUGACCUGAAUGGUUGAGUUUAGUAUGCUAGUUAUCAACCUCUGUAAUGAUCAAAAUAUUUUGGUCUGUAAUGAAAUUUGGCAGCAUUGCUGUUAUUUUUUUAGUUAUAAAGCAAACUGCAACUGUACUACUACUUAUAUGAUGAAUCGCAUUAUAACAACUUGCUAUACAUGUCAUAAUUGAAAGUUUUUUUUUUUUUUUUUUUUUUUUUGUAACAAAAGAUUGAUGAUUGAGUUAGUAUCAGUUGUAGUCUUAGAAUGACAGGGCUGCGUGUCAUCCUUGUUAUUUAUUUAAUGUACUUACUACAUUCAUGGCUGACUGACAAAGGCUCUGGUUGAAAUUCAGAGAGUGGAUCUGUACUCUAUGUAAAUGGGCUCUUGGUAUGAAAAGGUUAAGGCAGUGGGUAAUUCUUACCUGGCCACACAUUAACUGUCAGGCUUGCUAAUGAAUUAAUUCUCCCCUACUCACCACUUUCUGUCACCAGUGUUGGCAUAGAGGUUAGCAACCAGUCUGAUAAAUCCUGGGUUUUUUAUUUUCCCCAUUUCUGAGUGCAGUAUCUAUAGCCCACCCCCCCAAAAAAAAAAGUUCAGCUUGGCUGCUGACUUGUAUAAACAAAAAUUAAUUUCAUUUCACUGUAACUCAUUUAAUGAUCUUUCACAUGUUUUAGCUUAUUAUGUUGGCAUUUCAAGUAGCAAUAAAUAUUUGGUCUCUGAAAAAAAAAAAAAGACAUUUACAUGCAUAUUUUGCUUCAAUGUAAAUGCCAGUGAUUAAAUAAUGAUUUGCUACUAGUACCCAUGUUGUAGGGUAGCGUCAAGGGUACCUGUAUUUAUUCAAAGUAGAUUCAGUGUUAUAUCACCCCCAAUAUUGCCAGAAUCACUAGACAAAUGAUAGUUUUGAAUUCAAUAUAAAUCCCUGCUUUGUAUUAUACCAUUCUUGUCUUUAAGAUUGUUUGUUAUAUUUUUGAGGCUGGUUUUAAACAUGAUCAUUCUGGUGUUUUAUAACUGAACAUCUUGGCAACACUUGAUUUUGUAGUAAUGGUCAACUGAUAUACUGAAUUAAAAAUGUCUACAAUUUUGUA